AUGUCCAUUUUGUCCGACUUUUUGAAGCAUCCCAACUUGCUUCAAGUGACGGACGGUGGACCACUGGUCGAUGGAACCAACGGGGUCAAAGGGACAAGAGUGGUGGGAAGUGUCUCGAAUGCGAGAGAAUUGCGCGGUGCUGAUUCUUUGGUCGGAGACGUUGAGCGUGCAAUUAUUCAAGUACAAGAGACUGAGUUGCUCGCCGAAGUCUGCAAUACCGUUUUCGACGUUAUGAAGCAAAACGGAGAAGUUAUCGUCUUCUCACAAGAUCUCACAACUGCUCAGCGUAAACUUCGUAUUGCCGGAUUCCGUGUAACAGAGGUUGCCGCUGAAUUUCCGGUCCGUGGUAUCAAAUUGGUGAACUUUGGAGAAAAGGUUGCGCUGGAUCUUGGAGUUGUUGCUGAUGAAGACCUAAUCGAUGAGGACGGGCUUUUGCAAGAGGAAGAUUUCGAGAAACCAACUGGUGAUCAACUGAAAGCUGGAGGAUGUGGACCAGACGAUCCAAAUAAGAAGAAGCGUGCCUGCAAGAACUGCUCUUGUGGUCUUGCUGAGCAGGAGGAAUUGGAAAAAAUGGGACAAAUUGCUGCUGAACCUAAGAGCAGUUGUGGAAAUUGUUCCCUUGGAGAUGCAUUCCGAUGCUCCACCUGCCCAUAUCUCGGACAACCACCAUUCAAGCCAGGCGAGACUGUCAAAAUCUCGACGGUCGACGACUUCUAAUGCAUUCCAGCUUUUUCUCACCCCCUCUUGACACGUGGUUUUCAUCUCCCCUAAUUUCAAAAACACCAUCUUUUCCACACAACCAACCAGCUGAACACCAUUUUUUCCUAUUCUUGUCUGUUACUUUUUCUAUUGUCUAUAUUUCAUUUUUCGUUAUUACUUUGCGCGUAGAGUUCUUCUUGUGCUAUCUUGUGUUGAAGAAAAUAAAAGCUCAUCUAGUUUCCAAA
Molecule: messenger RNA, 944 nt
Organism: Caenorhabditis elegans
Lineage: Eukaryota; Metazoa; Nematoda; Chromadorea; Rhabditida; Rhabditidae
Gene: T20B12.7
Product: Anamorsin homolog
Exons: 3
Coding region: 1-717 (238 amino acids)
Biological process (GO): iron-sulfur cluster assembly
Cellular component (GO): cytoplasm; mitochondrial intermembrane space
Molecular function (GO): electron transfer activity; iron-sulfur cluster binding; 2 iron, 2 sulfur cluster binding
Source: RefSeq, marked reviewed